Penicillium cinerascens is the source of this 1830-nucleotide messenger RNA. RefSeq names its product ATP-dependent DNA/RNA helicase (gene dbp9). The record is from RefSeq and is a predicted model, not a curated record. Gene Ontology annotation, molecular function: nucleic acid binding; ATP binding; RNA helicase activity. Gene Ontology annotation, cellular component: nucleolus. The transcript is spliced from 4 exons. The coding region runs from base 1 to 1830 and encodes 609 amino acids. NCBI's taxonomy places the organism in Eukaryota, Fungi, Ascomycota, Eurotiomycetes, Eurotiales, Aspergillaceae.
AUGAAACGCAAACUGGAUGCCAAUGAUGUUCCGUCCCCGGAGCCCAAGGGCACCGAGGAGCAGGAUGCCGACUUCGAGACUCUCAACCUCGACCCGCGCCUGCGUCAGGCCCUGAUUAAAGAAAAGUUCACCAAGCCUACUCCCGUGCAGGCGAAGGCUAUUCCGCUGGCUCUUGAGGGCAAGGAUAUUCUGGCCCGCGCAAAGACUGGGUCUGGAAAGACCGCUGCCUACGUCCUGCCAGUCCUGCAGGCCAUCAUCCAACAAAAAUCUGCCGAUCCUUCCUUGAAAGCCACCACCGGCCUUAUCCUCGUCCCAACUCGCGAACUUGCGGAGCAGGUCCAAAAAGUCGUAACCUCGUUCACUCAGUUCUGCGGAAAGGAUGUCCGGUCCGUCAACCUCACACAAAAGGUGUCCGACGCCGUGCAGCGGACAAUGCUCGCCGAUUUCCCGGAUCUCAUUGUUUCCACCCCGACUCGUGUCCUCGCCAAUGUCAAUAACUCGGCUUUGUCACUGGAGAAGCUCACAUACCUUGUGAUUGAUGAGGCUGAUUUGGUUCUGUCCUAUGGAUACGAUGAGGAUAUCAAUGCCCUCUCGAAGGCCAUCCCUCGUGGCGUGCAGACUUUCCUCAUGAGUGCUACGCUCACUUCCGAGGUGGACACUUUGAAGAGCCUGUUCUGCCGUAACCCGGUGGUUCUGAAGCUGGAAGAUAAGGAAGAGAAGGGUGCUGGUGUCAGCCAGUUUGUGGUCAAGUGUGCCGAAGACGAAAAAUUCCUUCUCACAUAUGUCAUCUUCAAGCUACAACUGGUGAAAGGAAAGGUCAUCAUUUUUGUCGGCGAUGUUGACCGCUGUUACCGCGUAAAGCUUUUCUUGGAACAAUUUGGCAUCAAGAGCUGUGUUUUGAACUCGGAACUUCCUAUCAACUCCCGGUUGCACGUCGUCGAGGAAUUCAACAAGGGUGUCUACGACAUUAUCAUUGCGGCGGAUGACCAAGAAGUCAUGGGAGUGGCCAAGUCGUCUAAGAAGUCUCGUGAGGCCAAGGAGGAUACAGAGGAUAAGGAGGAGGUUGGCUCUAGCGAGGAUGAAGACGAGCCCGAGGAAUCAAGUGGAAAGCAAAAGUCCAAGCGACGCAAGAUGAGCGGCAAAGAAAAGGACUACGGCAUUUCGCGCGGCAUCGACUUCCAGAACGUCGCCUGUGUUCUCAACUUCGACCUCCCCAGCACCUCGAAAUCAUAUACCCACCGCAUCGGACGUACCGGCCGCGCCGGCAAAGCCGGCAUGGCUCUCUCGUUUGUCGUCCCUGCCGACCAGUACGGCAAGCACAAGCCCACUUCCGUCCCCAGUGGCAAACAUGACGAGACCCGCCUCGCGAAGAUCGUGAAGCGUCAGGGCAAGCUCGGCCACGAAGUCAAGCCCUACCAUUUCGAGAUGUCGCAGGUCGAUGCCUUCCGCUACCGUAUGACCGAUGCCCUGCGCGCCGUCACCCGUCUCGCUGUGCAGGAAGCUCGUGCCCGCGAGAUUCGCCAGGAGCUGAUCAAGAGCGAAAAGCUCAAGCGCCAUUUCGAGGAUAACCCGGACGAGCUGCGCCAGCUGCGUCACGAUGGAGAACUACGCGCUGCGCGUGUGCAGCCGCAUCUGAAGCACGUACCUGACUAUCUGAUGCCAGCGAAGGGCCGCAAGGGUAUCUCGAAGGAGGAUGUGGGCUACGUUGGGUUCUCGAAGACGAAUGUGAACCGUAUUCGGAAGGCUAGGGACCGCAACCGUGGUCGUGGAAAGGGAAAGAAGGCUGGCAAGGUUGAUCCUUUGAAGACAUUUAACCGGGUCCGGAAGUAA